Messenger RNA from Frieseomelitta varia, 1357 nucleotides. RefSeq names its product elongation of very long chain fatty acids protein 6-like. The coding region runs from base 205 to 1062 and encodes 285 amino acids. Gene Ontology annotation, molecular function: fatty acid elongase activity. Gene Ontology annotation, cellular component: endoplasmic reticulum membrane. The record is from RefSeq and is a predicted model, not a curated record. NCBI's taxonomy places the organism in Eukaryota, Metazoa, Arthropoda, Insecta, Hymenoptera, Apidae. Gene Ontology annotation, biological process: very long-chain fatty acid biosynthetic process; fatty acid elongation, saturated fatty acid; fatty acid elongation, polyunsaturated fatty acid. The transcript has 3 exons.
UUACGUUCUUAUAUUCUUCGCAUUGUUGGCUGACGAGGAAGUGCCCAGUGAUACUUUGAUUCUGGAUAUAUUUGUUCCGAAACUCGAAAUCGAAGUGGAUCUCCUCGAGGGAAACCUGUUGAUUGGAUUGAACUGUAAUUACAAGCAGCAGUGAGUUUCUUCUAAUCGUUCACCGACCAGUGAGGGAAUAAAAGAUAUUCCAACAUGAACGUCCAACUGCAUCCCAUGGAUCGUGUGCAGGUCACAUUGCCCAACUACUCUUACGUGUUGAAUUUUGAGAAGAAUUUCGUUUACUCAGAGAGUCAGACGUGGAUGAGAGAUCAUUUUCCAAACUGUUUCUACUAUUCUGCCAUUUACGCUCUGUUAAUUUUUGGAGGACGUCGCUACAUGUCGGACAGACCGAAAUUCGAGCUGAGAGGCCUGCUUGCUUUAUGGAGCACAUUGCUUGCGAUAUUAUCUAUUUUUUGUUUCAGUAGAAUAUUACCGGAAAUGUACCAUGUAUUAACCAAUCAUGGGUAUUACUAUAGUGUUUGUGUACCUAGAUAUCUUACACACAAUCCAGUAAGCAGUUUUUCGUUAUGGAUAUUUACCACAAUGAAAUUGAUAGAAUUUGGCGAUACUGUUUUCAUCGUGUUACGAAAGCAACCAUUGAUAUUUCUACACUGGUACCAUCACAUAACAGUUUUGCUUUAUGCAUGGUUCUCGUAUGUGGAAACCACAGGAUCCGGCAUCUGGUUUAGCUUAAUAAACACUUUUAUACACUCCAUCAUGUAUUCUUACUAUGCUUUGAAAGCAAUGCGAUUCAGGGUACCAAAAUCUAUCUCCAUAAUACUGACUACUCUACAGAUAAUACAAAUGUUUUGGGGCAUAGUUAUAACUACUUCAGCGUAUUACUACAUAUAUAUUGCCCAAAUUCAAUGCAAUAUUACGCCGACAAACCUCAUAUUUUCUAUGCUGAUGUAUUGCAGCUACCUCAUUUUAUUCGUCAAUUUUUUCAAACAGUCUUAUCUGUCUAACAAGCGUGUAAAUAAAGAAAAGAAAAAUGAAACCAAGACUCAAUAAACCACUGGCAAAAUCCACUGUAAUGAAUAUAGAUUGGUAUUAACUGAUCAUCAAAAAAAAUUACUUUUAAGGAACUUUUAAAUAGAUUCUAUUUGAAAUGUGGAUCGUAGAACAGAGAAAUAAAUGUGCUUUAAAGUAAAAGUUUCAGACAGAGUAGAACUUAUGAAAAAAAUAUAAAGGUGAAAACUUUUCUGUCAGAGAUAGACAAAUAAUUUGUUCGUCAAUAUUUGUGGCAAAUACCAACACUGACUGCUAUUCAACGAAUACUUAAAUAUAAAAAUGGAUUUUUCCUGUA